GUCUACAUAUACAACAUGUAAUCGGCAGUCAGCAGAGCACCGUCGGCAACAUAGCUCGUUGUCCAGAUACAUUGCAUACUGCAUUUGUAUCGAUUGCAGCGCACAUUGCUGGUUCCAUUGCACGCGUAAACCUCUCGAGCCAUCACGUAAAAUUCACGGAUGUAACGUGAUUCCGCAACAAUGUCUCUGAAUGGAAAAGUCGCCGUUGUCACCGGGGCAUCUCGCGGUAUCGGUAAAGGUAUUGCGCUGCAGUUAGGAGGAGCAGGGGGAAAAGUCUACAUCACAGGCCGAGCGCCAGCGAACGCCGACCGCGACGCUCCAGGAAGCUUAACCGAAACCGCAAAAGAGAUCGAAAAACGUGGCGGUACAGCGGUAGCAGUUUAUUGCGACAGCAGCAAGGAUGACGAUCUUUCCGCGCUCUUUGAUCGCGUUGCCACAGAAAACGGCAGACUGGAUGUCUUGGUGAACAACGCAUACGCUGCGGUCCCGGAAUUGUACCAGAAUUUAGGGAAACCGUUCUGGGAAAUAUCGGAAGGCAUCUGGGAUCGCGGAACGCAGAUUGGAUUGAGGGAUUACUACGUUUCAGCAUGCAAAGCAGCAAAAAUAAUGGUCCCACAGAAAUCCGGUCUAAUUAUCAAUAUUUCGUCAAUUGGAGCCGAGGAGUACCUUUUUACUCCUGUCUAUGGAAUUGGGAAAACUGCCUGUGACCGUAUGGCUGCCGACUGUGCCUUGGAGUUGAAAUCCCACGGUGUGAAUUUUAUCAGUUUAUGGCCCGGUGCCGUAAAAACGGAACUGAUGGAUAAGUAUCACAAGGAAUUUGAGGCCGAUGCCGCCCGAUUUAGUGGAGAAACGGCCAAAUUGGGCCUGAAUUCUAUGAUCUUUGAUGAACACGAGGAAUCUAUGGAGUAUGCUGGCAUGUGCAUUGUCGCACUGGCUCAAGAUAAUGAGCUUACUACGAAAUCGGGAACCGUGUUGACCACAGCCGACGUUGGUAAAACUUAUGGAUUGAAAGAUAUUCCAUUUUAAAUUUUCCUCGCUUAGUGAAAAGUGAGCAUUAUGAACGAAAGCGCAUUUUGAAUUUAGUAUUGAAUUCUAGUUUCUUUGUAAAUUCGUGUUAUGCACACGCUUGUGUCUUCCGCUGAAAAUUACGGAAGAAACGAGUAUAUUUGCUAUAAUAUUACUAUUAUUACUCCGUUUACUGGUAAUCACGGGAAAUUAAACUGAU
Messenger RNA from Paramacrobiotus metropolitanus, 1225 nucleotides. Its product is annotated as dehydrogenase/reductase SDR family member 1-like. The record is from RefSeq and is a predicted model, not a curated record. NCBI's taxonomy places the organism in Eukaryota, Metazoa, Tardigrada, Eutardigrada, Parachela, Macrobiotidae. The coding region runs from base 181 to 1026 and encodes 281 amino acids. The transcript is spliced from 6 exons.